AUGAAAGUUCAAACGAAUGCCGUGAACGUGCUCCAACGCACAUCAGCCUACUUGAGGUCUGGACUGCUGUUGAACACUCCUGCAUGGUACGAAGUUGUUGCUUCUUUACCACCAAGUAACAAAUUUACCCGUGAGCCUAGACUGGUGAAUCCGUCAUCAAAUGAAAAUAUCGCCUGUUUAAAGGAAGCUUCUCAACAUCCGAAUGCCAAGGGCUUAUAUAAAACGAGAACAAAGAGAUCUGAAAGAAGAAUAACUGCGAAUAGGCUUUAUAAGGCACCACAGUUGAAAUUUGUUGAGGACAAAUUGCGGGAAAUCUUUUAUCAACAGCACCCUUGGGAGCUCUCAAGACCCAAAAUCCUUGUGGAGAAUGAGGGGGGAGAAGAAUAUGACUGGUGUAACAUUCAACAAUUAGGGAAGCCACUUGACGGUGAAAGUGUUGUACAAAGGACUCUUUAUUUAUUGAAAAGGCAGAAAGAGUUUAUAGAAGCGUACGACCAGGCCAGAUUUGAGUUUUAUCGUUUGAGAAUGCAGCAGGAGGUGGAACAGCAGGUAGCGCAGGAAGAGGCUGAAAUGUUUGGAUCAGUUUAUGGGCCAUCUGCUAUAGAGUUCGGUGUGGAGCAAGAGCAAAAAGUUAUUGAUGCUUGGAAGCAAAGGGCAAUUGAAGAAACUGAACUGCUUUCAGCAAGACGGGCUAACCCCUCUGAAUCGUGGAGCAGUAAUGCGAAUGAGGAAAAUGAACGGGAACAGAGGAGGGAUGAAGAUGGUACUGAAGAAGUCAUACUAUAA
Molecule: messenger RNA, 786 nt
Organism: Zygotorulaspora mrakii
Lineage: Eukaryota; Fungi; Ascomycota; Saccharomycetes; Saccharomycetales; Saccharomycetaceae
Gene: RSM25
Product: mitochondrial 37S ribosomal protein mS23
Exons: 1
Coding region: 1-786 (261 amino acids)
Cellular component (GO): mitochondrial small ribosomal subunit
Molecular function (GO): structural constituent of ribosome
Source: RefSeq, a predicted model, not a curated record